This is a messenger RNA of Endocarpon pusillum Z07020, 402 nucleotides long. RefSeq lists its product as uncharacterized. The transcript is spliced from 2 exons. Bases 1 to 402 code for a protein of 133 amino acids. The record is from RefSeq and is a predicted model, not a curated record. Lineage: Eukaryota; Fungi; Ascomycota; Eurotiomycetes; Verrucariales; Verrucariaceae.
AUGUCUCAUCUACAGUAUUUCGACUACGAAGGAUUUGGUCAGAGGGUAAGGAAGGAUACCCACUACAGCCAGGCUGUUCGACUCGGAGAUACUAUUGAAUGUUCCGGCCAAGGCGGAUGGGACCGCGUUACCGAGGAGAUUCCAAGCGACUUGGCCAAAGAGAUCGACCAGGCAUUUGCGAACGUCGAGCAUGCCCUGCAGCAAGCCGGCGGGAAAGGCUGGGAGCAGGUCUACAAGAUCCGCUGCUAUUUUUUGAACAUGGAUGCGGCUGAGCACUUGGUUCGCAAUCUUCGAAACUACUGCCCGAACCAUCAGCCAAUAUUGACUGGCAUUGGCAUCCAAUCAUUCGCACUUGAUGGCAUGCGUGUCGAGAUCGAGGUCGCAGCUCACCUGGGCUCUUGA